AUGUGUAGUCCUGCCAGCAUGGACCAGAUCCGACGACACGUGUCCCCAACCCAACCAAAACGCGCCACGCAUCCUCCCCGCAUAUUUCCAAACAAAGACUCACCCUCCACCGACACGUGUGUUGUCCACCAUCGAUCCCGACACGUGUCCAGUCAUGACUCGUGUCCCGAUCCCGCACGACGUCACCCGCCGGAGAUCCUCCCAUUCCCCGCCACGUGUCACUCUCUCGUGGGCCCCACAAACGGAAACUCUAACUACUUAUAUCUCUACCAUGCUCCCGCCGUCCCCGACAGCGAUCUCUCCCCGGCAAAUGGAACCGAGCAGCACAGGCGGCGGCGGGGGGGGGCGGCUGCGCGGGGGGGGGGAGCGGGGGAGGAGGAAGUCAACAGGGGCAUAAUGGACGAGAGGAUUCUAAUCCUGGUUUUCGGGAGGCUGAACUGGGACCCACAAGUGGUCUGCGUGGCGGCGAGAGUCAGCCGGCGGCUGCGGGCGGUGGCGAACCGCGUGCUCUGGAGAGAAGUCUGCGUCUCGCGAGCUCCGCGCAUGCUGGCGGCGCUGACUUCCGGCACACCACCCGGUCAAGCGAGAGUGACAGCCGCCAUUUUCCCCUCCCGCACACUCCCGGGCCACUUCGCCGGAGUGUCCAGAUUCUCCAAGACCUCCGGAGCGAGCUUCCUGUCGCGGCGGUGCGCUGGUGAUCUGCUGUACGUGAGCGAUCCGUGCGAGCACGUGUACGAAGGGGGGGAGGCGGGCGAGGAUUUGGGUGCGUAUCGGGGGGUGUUCAGGGGGUUUAUGAGAUCGAAAACGCGGGCUUAUUUGAUAGGAAGACACGUGGAGCUGGAGCAGAGGGUGCGGUGUCCGUAUUGUGGGGCGCGGGUGUGGAGUAUGACAGCGGCGCGGCUUGUGCCCCGUGCGGCGGCGCGGCGGUUGGGAGCUCAUUCGGGGCGGUUGGAGUAUUUUGUGUGCGUGAAUGGGCAUCUUCAUGGGAACUGCUGGUUAGCUCAUCUUUCGGAUGAUGAUGGGGAUGAUGGGGAGGAUGAUGAUGAGGGUGAUGGGGAGGAUGAUGAUGGGGAUGAUGAGUGAUUCAUUUGUGUUUUAUGGUUGAGGAAUAAAGAUGGGGGGAGGUUUGUUUUGUAAUUUGAUUGGAUUACUGGUGAUGAUUGGUCAUUUUUACAUGUAAUGAGGUUUUGA
Phalaenopsis equestris is the source of this 1191-nucleotide messenger RNA. Its product is annotated as EID1-like F-box protein 3. Gene Ontology annotation, molecular function: protein binding. NCBI's taxonomy places the organism in Eukaryota, Viridiplantae, Streptophyta, Magnoliopsida, Asparagales, Orchidaceae. The record is from RefSeq and is a predicted model, not a curated record.